AUGUCAACUAACUUUGUUUGUCUUGAAAAUUUAAAAACAGAUAAUAUACCAGAUUCAAGAUCUUCCUCAAUAUCAACAAUACACUUAUCAGAUGAUGAGGGAUGUAAAACACCAACUAAUUUUAAUGAUGAUAUUUUUGAGCCAUCAUCUACUGAUAAAGAAAGUUCAACUUACUCUAGUGAUAGGUCACAAGUGACAAAUUAUGAAGGAAGUUAUAGGGAAAAUUUAGGAAGUACAAUACCACCACCAGCAUCUAUUAUUAGUGAUUAUUUAGGAAAUCCAAGAAAUGUAGCAUCGACUAAUUUUUCUACACUUAUUAAUAAUAUAACUACAUCAUUAAAUUCUAAUCUUUCUACUGAUGCUCCACCUACAUAUGAAUUUAGGCAAAAAAAUCCAUACUUAUUAAAUAAUGAUAAAUAUUUAUCAAAUAAUAAUAAUUCUGAUGAAUGUUCAUUAUUAAAAUAUACAAGUUUUCCUUUAUGUUACUCACCAGCUGUUAUACCACAAUUAAAUUUAUCAUCUAUUGUUAAACCAUCAGAAGUAUUAGAUACACUUACCUCAAAUGAAGGAAUAAAAAAUGAUAAAAUAGUUAAAGGAAAUUUUAAUUCUAAAAAAAUUGCAUGGCCAGAGGAUGAAAAGAAUAAAUAUCCCUCUACAGCUCGUGAUUUAUCUUUUUCAUAUUAUUAUAACAAUGAAGAGAAUAAUAGUGAUAGUAUUUUUGUAAAAAUUGUCCCAAAAUUAGGUCCUUUAAAAGAAAAAGAUGAAGAAGUGCCAUCUUUUGAUGAAGAUGACUUUGAUAUAAGUAAUAUUCCCACUGCUAUCAUAAAAAGUAGGAGUGCUCCAACAACACAAAGAGUUAAAAUAACAAGAAGAGCUCCCUGUGCCAUCGCUUAUCCUAAUACCUCUGCAUUUAUUGGUAUUGUUACAAAUAUGGAAAGUGGUGGUGAUUGGGAGCACGAUUUAUAUGAAGGUUGUUGUACGGAUGAUGAAACUGCAUUACAUUGUGCUGCUGCAAGAGGACAUUUGGAAUGUGUUCAAUCUUUAUUAGAUUGUGGAGCCCCUGUUGAUGGAAGAGAUCAAACUGGUCAAACAGCACUACAUUUAGCCCUACGACGAUCACACAUAGAUAUUGCUUUACUGUUAAUUACCAAGGGUUGUAAUUUAGAUAUACAAGACGAGAACGGUGAUUCUCCUCUUCACGUUGCCUGUCGAUUAGGUUUAAUUAGUGCUGUUCAAACUCUAUGUCAUAUUGGAGCUUCUGUUGAUUUAAGAAAUAUUCAUUCAUUAACUCCACUUCAUAUAGCAGCAAAAGAAGGAGAUAUUGAAAUUAUUAGAUGCCUAAUUUUAGCAGGAGCUGAUGUUAAUUGUCUUACAAAGAACGGUGAGACAGCUGAAAGUAUUGCAUUAUUACAGGAUAAUUUACCUAUAAGCAGUUUGUUAGCAAAAAUGAAAUCUACAUCUAAUAAAAAUUUAUACAUUGAUCAAUUAAUUCCCCAUGAAGGAUCAUUAAAACGUAUAAAAUUAAAAUUAUUUGGUCAUUCAGGAUCUGGUAAAACAAAAUUAAUAUCAGCUUGGAGUAAUUCUGGUGUAAUUAAUCAAUUUCUUGGUGCUGUAUCAAAAAAAUUUUCUGAUAAUAUAUCAUUAUCACCACAUUCAUCAAAUUCAACAUCAACUUCUAUUGGUGCUAUCUCAUUUAAUUCAAGUGAAGAAGGAUAUCAUAGUUGUGCAUCAUCAACAUCCUCCUCCAUGUCUGAAGCAUUACAUAAUAAUAAUUUUCAAAAAUGUCAAGAUUCAACAAAUAUUAAUGGUAGUAAUAGUAAUAAUGUUAAUAAUAAUAAUACCUCACCUGUUUAUUUUAAUCAACCAGCUCAUCCUAAUUAUACAAGAGGUAUUGAUGUACAAAAUGUAAAUAUUAAUGGUGCUGGAGAAUUUUCUAUUUGGGAAUUUGGUGGUUAUGAACCAUAUCAUAUAGCAUAUGAUCAUUUUGUUGGUAAUACUGAUUGUAUACAUGCUGUUAUAUUUAAUUCACAAGAUCCAACUGAAAUACAAUAUAAACAAGUUCUUUAUUGGAUGAAUUUUUUAAAAGGACGUGUCACACCAUCUGAACCAAUUGGACAUUGUGGUAUUGUUAGUAGGAGAAGUAAAGUUGUUAUUGUUGGUACAAAUGCCUCCAAUUCACAAUUUACAAAAAAAAAUAGUAAUGGUGAAUAUAUGUCAUCUGAUCUUGAUGCUAUGUUAAAAACUGUUAGAUUAAGAUUUGAGACACAUUUUGAUAUUCAUGAAUCAAUAAUUCUUUUAGAUUCUAAUAAUAAUAAUUGUUCUGGUAUGAGGGCAUUAAAAAAUUAUCUUCGUACAUCAAGAGAAUUUAUAUUAAAUCGUCUUCAAAGACCAUUAUCAUUAUUAGAUACAUGUCUAUCACAUUUAACAACAAUGCGUAAACAUUAUGAAAAUUUCCCUGUAAUAAGUUGGCCUCAUUUUACAGCAAUUAUUAGAAAUGAAUUAAAUCCUUUAGCAUCUGAUUCACAUAGUCGUCAAUUAAUUCAACAAUUACAAUUAAUAGGAGAAGUUGUUUAUUUAAGAGAUGAAUCUACAGAAUUAGAUUAUGUUGUUCUAAAUCCAGAAUGGUUAGGAACACAUAUAAUUGGUAUGUUAUUAUCUGCUGAAUAUUUAGGAAAAUGUAGACAAACAGGAAUUUAUUCUAUAGAUGAUUUUGCACCUUUAUAUCCUGAAAUUGGUGAUAUUAAUGAUUUGUUACAUAUUCUUGAUACCUUACAAUUAUGUUCACCAACAGAAGGAAAUAAUCCAGAAUCUGAAUUUGAAUUUCCAGCAUUUAUAUUAAAAGAAACACCAAAAGAUUGUUGGAAAAAUGAUAAAAAAAAUUAUGUAUAUGGUGGAAUGAAAAUUUUACCUAUGAGAGGAAUGGAAAGAUCUUUACAAAGUACAUUUCCUCGUAUUCAGACAGCUUUACGAAGAUCUAUGCAUGAUUUUCAAGAUCCAAUGGAUGCUGAUUUAACACAAUGGACAUCAUGUUCAAAGUUAUGUUCUGGUGCAAUGGAAUCAUUAAUUAGAUUAAAAGGUGAUGCUGUUGAAAUAUUGGUACGUGGACCAUCUGAAAUGGCAGCAUCAUGUUUUUAUUUUAUGGAAGAUAUUGCAAAUAUGGUUGAACAUACAGCAUCAGAAGUGGCACCUGGUAUCUCUUUAGAAAGGCAUUUCUUUUCACCAAAACAUUUAAAAGAUCAUCGUCCUAAUCCAGCUAUCUUUCCUCCUGAAGUUAUAAUGGCUAUGCAACAAAAAGAACAAAUGGUAAUAAAAAAUAGUGAUGAUGAGGAGGAAAACUUUAUUGAUGUUGUAUGUUUUGGUUCAAGAGAAGUUGCUUCUGUCUUGACAUUAGGUAUUGAUGUAGGAGUUGCACAAUUACAAAUGGCAUCAAGAUGUGAAUUGGCAGCAUUACUUGAUCCAAGUGAUGCUAUGGGUAGAGAUUGGAGUAUAUUAGCUGUUAAAUUAAAUUUAACAGAUCAAUUACCAGAAGUUGAUUCAACAGGACAAUCAUUAUCACGUACUGAUCAAUUAUUAGCUGAAUGGGCAUUACAAUGUCCGGAGAAUGCUACAGUUGGCCAGUUAUGUUCAAUAUUAGAAGAAUUAGGAAGAAAAGAUGCUAAAGAUGCAUUAUAUAGAACAGUACCAUUAUAUAUAUUUGCUCCAUUAGAAGAUGGUACUGGUAUUGGUAUGGAAACAUUAAUUGAAGGAGAUUGUAAUGAUUCUGGUGUAUAUCCACAUGUAAAUGUAUAA
Strongyloides ratti is the source of this 3789-nucleotide messenger RNA. Its product is annotated as Bent. The transcript is spliced from 7 exons. Gene Ontology annotation, molecular function: protein binding. The record is from RefSeq and is a predicted model, not a curated record. Bases 1 to 3789 code for a protein of 1262 amino acids. NCBI's taxonomy places the organism in Eukaryota, Metazoa, Nematoda, Chromadorea, Rhabditida, Strongyloididae. Gene Ontology annotation, biological process: signal transduction.